UUACUAAAAGUAAAACAAAAAACUCAAUUUUAGAAAAAUCAAUUAAAACCAAACAAUAAGUCCAACAGGCAAUGUCCAGACCCGCUCCAACUCAAACGAGAUGGGUUUGGAUAAUGGGUUAAUUAGAUGGGGCGGGUUGAGGUGCGGCAAAACCCUAGCCCUACUCUCCUCAUUCACCGAAGAAGAUGAAAGAAGAAAAAUGUACAUAGAUGAGCAUACACAAUUUUCUAGAGCAGCGUGAAACAAUCUUUCGAAAUCUAAUUUACAUCUUUGAUCAUUUUUGGGCUCUCGCAAUUGCACACAAAAUUAUUGGUGUACACUUCACUUUGGUAAAUUGUUCCUAUUUUUAAAUUUAUUCAAAUUGUUAAAAAAAUAAAAAUAAAAAGUCUGGCAAUUCUUUCAGCAAUUUUGCAUUUUUUUUUCCUCUCUAAAUUAGGAAGGAGGAAUUGCUGACUUACCCUUCUUUUUUUUUACCACGUCCGAAGCCAUUUAUAGUGGUAUAAACUAUUCAAUUCAUAAUCGUAGGGAUAGGCUAUUAUGAACCCAGCAUUCCCACCUUUGCUUCACAUGCAUUGUUACUUGUCCAAUAGCCAAUUUAUGAGUGCUUCUCAUGAUUCAAAUGACCCUUCAAAUGACUUAGCAUUUUUAGUUGUCAUCCUGGUUUGUAGUGCGAGGGUAGAUGCUUGUUCAAUAAAUAAAUGAAAAUGAAGAAGAAUGUUACGUAGGGGCUAGAAAUUAUUACAAUGAAUGACUAGAGAUUUAUUGAUCUAUACUGCGACCUUCUGUUUCAUGUCGAGUUUAGACUCCAAAAGAUUGUCUAAUGUAACUUCUACUAAAGCCCCAUGUGUAGGUUAUAUAUUGCAGAAGUUGCAUCUUUUGUAUUCAUGUGUUCAUCCAUGGUUUUUCGUGGCCAACUGGCCCGCUCAAAUUCUUUUUACUCAAGUGAACCCCCAAGACAUGAUGGGACUGACAAACCAUCUGGAGUUGGAGGUACCUUGUAAUAUUCUGCUGCCCAUGUUGGAAGCAUUUGGGGAUAAAUAAGCUAUUUAGUGAGCAUUAGCUCUUAAUCUGGUGCUUCUCUAGCAAAGGUUAUCUAUGAGACUGUAUUUUGCAGAAUUUCACAACCAAACAAUUUUUUCUUUGUGAACAGUUGCAAGCAACAGCAUAUGGCCCGAAUACGAGAUGGAUAAUGCUACGUAUUAUGAAAUAAAUAUCAUGAAAAACUUCAUGAAACUAAUCCAAGGGUGAAUGCAUAACAUACAAUAAAACACUACAAACACUAUAAUCCAAUCCAAGGAUGGAGAAUCUUCAUAAAAACUUUUCAUGACAUUGUUUUCAUGAUACCUAACAUUAUUGAGAUGGGAUCAUAAACGAAGACGAAUGUGAAUUUGACACACAAAUGUCUAAAGAUAAUGGAUAUGCUAAUUCAUUGGUUUCAGGGAGCCGAAAAAAUGAAACCGUCAAUUCAUUUGCUAGCCAAUUUUGAGGUAUGGAUUGCUAUAUAAAUGAUGUCGGAAUUUUAUCUAAUGCACAGGUUCUGUCUCAUUGCUGGUAAACAGGGUGAUGGUGACAGAAAGAGUUGGGCCUCCUUCCAAGAACGCAUAGCCAGGGCACCUGAACAAGUUUUGAGGUACUGCACGUAUUAUGAAAGAGCUAAACCCUUGUGGCCCAUUUCUAGUGGCCGGCCAUCGAAGACUGAUAUUACAAAAUGCAGUUAUUGUGGUGGUCCCCAAGGUUUCGAAUUUCAGAUUUUGCCACAGUUGCUUUAUUAUUUUGGCGUGAAAAAUUAUGUGAAUUCUCUUGAUUGGGCAACUAUUGUUGUCUGUGCAUGUGAAGCCUCUUGCGAGGGAACCGGGGCUUAUAAAGAGGAAUUUGGCUGGGUUCAGUUUGCUUCCCAAUCUGCUCCAGUACCUUGAUAAUAUACAUAUGAAAUUUUGACAAGGAUGCUUUUUGUUUUUCCAACUUGUUUUUCCAAUUGGGGCUUGGGGAGUUCUUUUAUGGGAAAUUUGGCUAUAAACCCUCUUUACCUUCCUUUCAUUGUUAAAAGAA
This is a messenger RNA of Camellia sinensis, 2049 nucleotides long. NCBI's taxonomy places the organism in Eukaryota, Viridiplantae, Streptophyta, Magnoliopsida, Ericales, Theaceae. The record is from RefSeq and is a predicted model, not a curated record.